Molecule: messenger RNA, 3423 nt
Organism: Drosophila gunungcola (fruit fly)
Lineage: Eukaryota; Metazoa; Arthropoda; Insecta; Diptera; Drosophilidae
Product: dorsal-ventral patterning protein tolloid
Exons: 6
Coding region: 133-3324 (1063 amino acids)
Biological process (GO): proteolysis
Molecular function (GO): calcium ion binding; zinc ion binding; serine-type endopeptidase activity
Source: RefSeq, a predicted model, not a curated record
CCCCUGUCUCACCAGUAUAAUUCGGCAAUCACAGCCCGCAAGUUGCUCAGUUAGAACUUUGAACUGGUUGAAGCAACUUCUGCGAGGAACGAGCCCCCAGAAAUACCAUAUAUAUCACACCAUACCCGCGAAAUGGAAGGAAUGUGCCGCUUGAACUUGGAAAUGAAAGCGAAAUUAGUUGCGGCAGCGGUGUUGGUUAUUUUUAUGUUGGAUUUGGCGCAGAGCAGGCGACUAAACGAGUGCGACUUUGACUUCAAGGAGCAGCCGGAGGAUUUCUUUGGCAUAAUGGAUGCCCUGCCACAGGUGAGUGGUGGCAUCACGUGGUCGCCAAAGGAGCUCAGGGAUGACAGCCCCAGCCCUCAACUGGAGACAGCCAGACAAUUAUCGGGAAAGCGACGGAAAUCGCGAGGCAGAGCCAGGCCGGGAUUACCCCCGCCACUUCUCUGGACAGACGACGUUGCGGAUGUGCUUCAGCCCAGUCAGAAUCUAUUUUCUAAGCCAAAACGGCAGCGAAGAGCUGUCACUGUGCGCAGGGAGCGAACCUGGGACUAUGGAGUGAUUCCCUACGAGAUCGACGGCAUCUUCAGUGGUGCCCACAAGGCGCUCUUCAAGCAGGCUAUGCGCCACUGGGAAAACUUCACCUGCAUCAAGUUUGUGGAACGCGAUGCCAGUUUGCAUGACAACUACAUAUACUUUACGGUUAAAAAUUGCGGUUGCUGUUCAUUCCUGGGCAAAAACGGCAAUGGUCGACAGCCCAUCUCCAUAGGACGGAAUUGCGAAAAGUUUGGCAUUAUAAUCCACGAACUGGGCCACACCAUAGGCUUCCACCAUGAGCACGCUCGCGGGGAUCGGGACAAGCACAUCAUCAUCAACAAGGCCAAUAUUAUGAGGGGUCAGGAGUACAACUUCGAUGUUUUGUCACCGGAGGAGGUGGACUUGCCUCUGCUGCCAUACGAUCUGAACUCCAUUAUGCACUAUGCCAAGAACUCGUUUUCGAAGAGUUCCUAUCUGGAUACCAUUACUCCAAUAGGAAUUUCACCUGCGACUCCUUUGGAGUUGGGUCAACGAAGGCGCCUCAGUCGCGGGGACAUUGUCCAGGCCAAUCUUCUCUACAAAUGCGCCUCCUGUGGACGCACCUAUCAGCAGAACUCCGGAAGUAUUGUAAGUCCACACUUUGUUUACUCCGGCAAUGGAGUGCUCAGCGAGUUUGAGGGCAGCGGAGAUGCUGGCGAAGCUGGAGAGGAUUCCCAUCCGGCCACCGAGUUCGAUGCCUCCUUGAUCAACUGCGAGUGGCGGAUUACGGCCACCAAUGGAGAGAAGGUCAUUCUGCAUCUGCAGCAGCUGCAGCUAAUGAGCUCCGAGGAUUGUACGCAGGAUUACCUGGAAAUCCGGGAUGGCUACUGGCACAAAUCGCCGCUGGUGAGACGCCUCUGCGGAAAUGACAGCGGGUUGGUCAUCACCACCCAGACGAGCCGCAUGCUCCUCAACUACGUGAACCGGAAUGCGGACAAAGGUUACCGGGGGUUCAAGGCCAGAUUCGAGGUGGUGUGUGGUGGGAGCAUCCAGCUGACCAAAGAUCAGUCCAUAGACUCACCCAAUUAUCCGCUGGACUACAUGCCCGACAAAGAGUGCGUGUGGCGCGUAACUGCUCCCGAGAAUCACCAGGUGGCCCUGAAAUUCCAGAGUUUUGAGCUGGAGAAGCACGAUGGAUGUGCCUACGAUUACGUGGAGAUACGGGAUGGAAAUCACAGUGAUUCGCGACUAAUAGGACGAUUCUGUGGCGAUAAAUUGCCACCCAAUAUAAAAACGCGCAGCAAUCAGAUGUACAUACGGUUUGUAUCCGAUGCAUCGGUGCAAAAGCUGGGCUUCUCCGCCGCCCUAAUGCUGGAUGUGGAUGAGUGCAAGUUCACGGACCACGGAUGUCAGCACUUGUGCAUCAACACAUUGGGAAGCUAUCAGUGCGGCUGUCGUGCGGGAUAUGAACUGCAGGCCAACGGAAAGACCUGCGAGGAUGCCUGUGGCGGAGUCGUGGAUGCCACAAGGUCCAAUGGCUCACUGUACUCACCCUCGUAUCCGGAUAUGUAUCCCAAUUCCAAGCAGUGCGUUUGGGAAGUGGUUGCCCCACCGAACCACGCUGUAUUCCUGAAUUUCACCCACUUUGAUUUGGAGGGCACGCGAUUCCAUUACACCAAGUGCAACUACGACUAUCUGAUAAUCUACUCCAAACUUAGGGACAAUCGAUUGAAGAAAAUUGGUAUUUAUUGUGGGCAUGAGUUGCCUCCGGUGGUGAACUCCGAGCAGAGUGUCUUGAGGCUGGAGUUCUACUCAGAUCGCACUAUACAGCGGAGUGGUUUCGUGGCCAAAUUUGUGAUAGAUGUGGAUGAGUGCUCGAUAAAUAAUGGUGGCUGUCAGCACAGAUGCCGGAAUACCUAUGGAUCCUAUCAGUGCAGCUGCCGGAAUGGAUACACUUUGGCUGAAAAUAAGCACAACUGCACGGAGACCCGUUGCAAGUUCGAGAUCACCACGUCGUAUGGAGUGCUCCAGAGUCCGAAUUAUCCCGAGGAUUAUCCGCGCAACAUCUAUUGCUACUGGCACUUUCAGACCGUUUUGGGUCACCGGAUUCAGUUAACAUUCCAUGACUUUGCGGUGGAGAGCCACCAGGAGUGCAUCUACGAUUACGUGGCUAUCUACGAUGGUCGCUCCGAGAACAGUUCCACUUUGGGCAUAUACUGCGGUGGACGGGAACCCUACGCCGUAAUUGCCUCCACCAAUGAGAUGUUCAUGGUUUUGGCCACGGAUGCGGGUUUGCAGAGGAAGGGUUUCAAGGCCACCUUUGUUUCGGAGUGCGGUGGCUAUCUGAGGGCCACCAAUCACUCCCAGACUUUCUACUCGCAUCCGCGAUAUGGCAGCAGGCCGUACAAGCGGAACAUGUACUGCGACUGGCGCAUUCAGGCGGAUCCAGAGAGCAGUGUCAAGAUCCGGUUCCUGCACUUCGAAAUCGAGUACUCGGAGCGGUGCGACUACGACUACCUAGAGGUCACCGAGGAGGGCUACUCGAUGAACACCAUCCACGGAAGAUUCUGCGGCAAGCACAAGCCGCCCAUCAUCGUCUCCAAUUCGGACACCCUGCUCUUAAGAUUCCAGACGGACGAGAGCAACUCGCUGCGGGGCUUUGCCAUCGCCUUCAUGGCCGUGGAUCCGCCCGAGGACUCCGCCGGCGAGGACUUCGAUGCGGUCACCCCCUUUCCGGGCUACCUUAAGAGCAUGUACUCGUCGGAGUCGGGCAGCGACUUCCACCUUUUGCCGCCCAGCAGGCUGGUCUAGUAUCUAGACUUAAGACUCUAGAUUCUAGUAAGAAAGAUGUUUAAUGUUUGUUGUUGAAAUUUGUAAAUAAAUUGUGAAUAAAACUAAUUUCGAAUUAUC